Messenger RNA from Cariama cristata (Red-legged seriema), 622 nucleotides. Its product is annotated as serine/arginine repetitive matrix protein 3-like. Lineage: Eukaryota; Metazoa; Chordata; Aves; Cariamiformes; Cariamidae. The annotation marks the transcript as partial. The record is from RefSeq and is a predicted model, not a curated record. The transcript is spliced from 6 exons. Gene Ontology annotation, molecular function: mRNA binding.
CAUGGCCGUGGAAAGCUCUGGACCGCCUGGUGUCCCGCUGGAUCGGCGCAGUGGGAAAGCAUGGCUCUCUACAACAACGGGGCCAAUGUGCGGAAGCCUCCAACGGCUUCUCGCAGCCCAGCGCCUCGGGUACAUGGCACAAGGGUGAGGAGGAGGUGUGUCUGGUGGAGCCCAGCCUGGUGAAGAAGGCUCACCGGGAAAUCCUGGACCAUGAGCGCAAACGGCGGGUGGAGCUGAAGUGCAUGGAGCUGCAGGAGAUGAUGGAGGAGCAGGGGUACUCCGAAGAGGAGAUCCGGCAGAAAGUGGGGACCUUUCGGCAAAUGCUGAUGGAGAAGGAAGGGGUGCUGACCAGGGAGGACCAGCAUGGGCGCCAAAUCGUGAUAGAAAACCAUCAUGGGGCGGAUGGGGAGGAGUACGCGGUGGAGUACCCCGACUACGGCGAGGGCUGCCUGCUGCAGUGCGACUGCUCGGCUGAGUGCUACCGUGAGGACAGCGGCCACCGCGAGUACAGGCUGAAAAGACGCUCGAGCAGCUCUACCUCUCCUCCACCCAAGAAAAAAAAGAAAAAGAAAUCAGGUCACCGCAGGAGCCGCAAAAAGAGGAAACCCGGCUCAGAGCGCAG